CGCCUACAACCCGAUAAUACAAACCCUUCCAUUCAUUGAUCCUUCAACAGCAAGCAUCAAUCACGAUGCCAGGCAUCUCCUCCUUCCUUUCCCGCUCCAUCAACACCCACCAAAUCUACGGCGCAAACACAAACGUCGGAAAGACAAUCAUCUCAACCAUCCUCACCCGCGCAGCCGCACUCAACUACCCGCAAGAACAGACAUGGUACCUCAAACCCAUCUCGACCGGUGAAGCAAAAGAUGCAGAUGAUAGCCAUGUGAAGAGAUAUACCGGGGAUCUACCAAACGUGACCCCGAAAUGUUUGUGGCAGUACUCGGACCCGGUAAGUCCGCAUCUCGUCGCGGGGCCGACACCGCCGUCCGACCACUCGGUUCUAUCGCAAGUCUCGAACUAUCUCAACAUGGCCGCCUCCUCCGGACCCGGCUCAUUCUUCCUCGAAACCGCGGGUGGGAUUCACUCACCCACCCUCAACCGCGUCCCACAAGCCGAUUUUUACCGUCCCCUCCGUCUUCCCACCAUACUCGUCGCGGACCCCCACCUCGGCGGUAUCUCCACCUCCAUCGCUGCCCACGAAGGUCUCCAUAUCCGCGGGUACGAUACAGAUGCCGUAUUCGUCUUCCGAGACAACUACUACCGUAACCACGAAUACCUCCAAUCCCACUUCGCUUCCCUCUCGAAACCGAUCCCGACAAUCGUUUUGCCCGGACCGCCACCACGUCAGGAAGAUUCAGCGGAAGAUCAAAAAGCGUUGGCAGCGUAUUAUGAGGUUGUUUCAGGGAGCAAGUUGAUUAAGCGGACGUUGGAGAUGUUGAAGGAGACGCAUGAGAUGAGGCGUGAGGCGCUCGAGACGUUGGCACAGCGUGCUCAGGAUAGGAUUUGGUGGCCGUUUGCGCAGCAUUCUGAGUUGCUUGAUCCGGGGAAGAUUACCACCAUCGACUCUGCCCACGGUGACUUCUUCUCCACCCUCUCUCCUUCCGCUUCCGCUCCUUCCGCCAACUUGUUGCAACAAACCCACGACGCGUCAGCAUCAUGGUGGACACAAGGCCUCGGUCACGCAAACCCCCAAUUAACACUCGCCGCAGCCCACGCCGCAGGCCGCUACGGACACGUCAUGUUCGCAAACGCCAUCCACGAACCCGCUCUCCGCCUCGCCGACUCCCUCCUUCAAACCCUCCGCAACCCCCGCUUUCAACGCGUCUUUUACAGCGAUAACGGGAGUACGGGCGUCGAAGUCGCUCUCAAGAUGGGUAUGAGGGCAGCGAGGGUGAGGUAUGCGUGGACGGAUAAGAAGGAUGUCGAGGUCUUGGGUAUGGAUGGGAAUUACCACGGUGAUACGAUGGGCGCGAUGGAUUGUUCCGAGUCGAAUAUCUUUAAUGAGAGUGUUGAGUGGCACAAGGGACGUGGAUACUGGUUCAAACCACCGACGGUAAUAUUGAGGAAGGGUGUGUGGGAGGUGCGACAGCCGAGUGGAGAGGUGGAGACGUUUGAGGGGUUGGAGGGGGUAAUGGAUGUGGAGAAGCGGGUUGGGGGGAAGAUGUAUGAGAUGUAUUGUAGGCGGGUUAAGGGGGAGUUGGAGAAAGUGAUCAUUGGGGAUGGAAGGAGAUUUGGCGCGAUGAUUGUUGAGCCGAUUAUUUUGGGUGCGGGGGGGAUGGUGUUUGUUGAUCCGCUUUACCAACGCGCACUGGUCGAUACCGUUCGCUCAUCGACGAAUCUCUUCUCUAUCGGAUCUCCCAAAUCCGCCGGUGACUUUACCCCGACAGGCGAUUCGAACGCAUGGACAGGCCUCCCCAUUAUCUUCGACGAAGUCUUCACGGGUCUCUACCGCCUCGGCCAGCCUACCCCUUCCUCCUUCCUCGGCUCCAAUACUCACCCCGAUAUCGGCAUCUACGCCAAACUCCUAACCGGCGGUCUCCUCCCUCUCUCCGCCACCUGCGCAUCAAAAAGUAUCUUCGAGGCCUUCCUGAGCGGGAAGAAGGAGGAUGCGUUGUUGCACGGCCACAGUUACACGGCACAUGCGGUCGGUUGCGAGGUCGCUUGUACGAGUUUGGAGGUAAUGAACAGUGGGGAUGAGGAGGGUGUCUGGAAUGCGCACAAAGAGGAUUGGAACACGCACACCACCACAGCCACAACCACUCAGAACGCUGCUGCACCAUGGAGCGUGUGGUCCAAAUCCUGGGUGUACGACAUCUCUUCGCACCCCAACGUCGACGGCGUCAUCGCACUCGGCUCCGUUCUCGCGAUUACACUGAAGACUUCGGAAGCCGGUUACGCGUCGAGUGCGGCACAAACCAUGUUGGCGAGGAUGAGGGAGGAGAGGUGGGAAGAGUUGGAGGGUGGGAAUGUUAUGGCGAGGCCGUUGGGGAAUGUUGUGUAUUUCAUGGCGGGGCAGAAGACGCCGGUGGAUGUGUUGAGGGGGGUUCAGGGGGUUAUUGCGAAGGUGCUGUAAGCGAAAACGAGUGAGACAUAUAGAGAAGAGGAAAAUCCAGGAGAUACAUUGUUCAUCAGCUUCACGCGCUGAGUGCGCAGUGCUCACGAAGUCUGGGCACGAAACCGUGUGAAAAUAAUUAUAUGGUGGAUUACCUCAGCUCAAGGAUCAUAGUCAUAAAUCUACUCAGACCCCUUGUGCUCUUUCAUCGCCU
Molecule: messenger RNA, 2640 nt
Organism: Saitoella complicata NRRL Y-17804
Lineage: Eukaryota; Fungi; Ascomycota; Saitoellomycetes; Saitoellales; Saitoellaceae
Product: PLP-dependent transferase
Exons: 1
Coding region: 66-2447 (793 amino acids)
Biological process (GO): biotin biosynthetic process
Cellular component (GO): mitochondrion
Molecular function (GO): pyridoxal phosphate binding; S-adenosyl-L-methionine:8-amino-7-oxononanoate transaminase activity; dethiobiotin synthase activity
Source: RefSeq, a predicted model, not a curated record